AUGGGGGUGGGGGAAAGGGGGCCGAUCUGCCACCGCUGUCGCCGCUAUCGCCGCAAUCGCCGAUCUCCUGGCACCCCUCGGCCGUCCGGAGCCUCCGUCAGCCCUUCCUCCACCCCUGGCGCCACGGGGUCUAUCCUGAGCCGUCGGAUCGCUGGGGUGGAGGACAUCGACAUCCAGGCGAACUCGGCCUAUCGGUACCCUCUCAAGUCUGGAAACUACUUUGCCACACACUUUUUCAUGGGAGGUGAGAAAUUCGACACGCCCCACCCUGAGGGUUACCUCUUUGGAGAAAACAUGGAUCUGAACUUCCUGGGCAACAGACCAGUGCAGUUUCCCUAUGUCACUCCUGCUCCCCACGAACCUGUGAAGACCCUGCGAAGCUUGGUGAAUAUUCGCAAAGACUCUCUAUGACUUGUUAGGUACAAAGAUGAUACUGACACCCCAACAGAAGAGAAUGAGAAGCCAAGGGUCACAUAUAGCCUGGAGUUUACUUUCGAUGGUGUUGCUCCAGUGGCUAUCACAAUAUAUUGCCAAGCAAUGGAGGAGUUCAUGAAUGGGAUGGCAGUAUACAGCACAAAGAAUCCUUCUUUGCAGUCCGAGACAGUCCAUUAUAAGAGAGGAGCGAGCCAGCAAUUCUCUCUUCCUUCUUUCAAGACUGAUUUCUCAGAAUGGAAGGAUGAUGAGUUGAACUUUGAUCUGGACCGGGGCAUAUUCCCAGUAGUGAUCCAGGCUGUUGUAGAUGAAGGAGAUGUUGUGGAAGUGACUGGUCAUGCCCAUGUGCUAUUAGCUGCUUUUGAGAAGCAUGUUGAUGGCAGCUUCUCUGUGAAACCUUUAAAACAGAAACAGAUUGUGGAUCGAGUCAGCUACCUCCUUCAGGAAAUCUAUGGAAUUGAAAACAAAAACAACCAGGAAACCAAGCCCUCUGAUGAUGAGAACAGUGACAACAGUAAUGAAUGUGUGGUGUGCCUGUCUGACCUUCGAGACACUCUGAUCCUUCCCUGCGGACACCUUUGCCUUUGUAAUUCAUGUGCUGAUACCUUGCGAUAUCAAGCAAAUAACUGCCCCAUCUGCAGGCUGCGGGAUGUCAGCUCAAGAAGGAUGGAAAGCUGUCAUGAAUGAAAUUCUGAAGGCCCAAAGAGAAUUUGGAUGGGAAGGAAAAAUGGGAGUGUUUUUAAGAAAACUACCAUGGAUACACAGAGAAUUUACCAAGUGUGAAAAUAAAUGCAAGUAAUGAAGAGUGAAUAUGUAAGCUCAUAACAAGAUACCAUGAGGUUCAUGCCCAUAGUCCCAUAGUAUUAGAGCCUAGAAUGCAUUUAA
Messenger RNA from Gracilinanus agilis (Agile Gracile Mouse Opossum), 1317 nucleotides. RefSeq names its product E3 ubiquitin-protein ligase MGRN1-like. Gene Ontology annotation, cellular component: nucleus; early endosome; cytoplasm. Lineage: Eukaryota; Metazoa; Chordata; Mammalia; Didelphimorphia; Didelphidae. The record is from RefSeq and is a predicted model, not a curated record. The transcript is spliced from 2 exons. Gene Ontology annotation, molecular function: ubiquitin protein ligase activity. Gene Ontology annotation, biological process: endosome to lysosome transport; protein ubiquitination; negative regulation of G protein-coupled receptor signaling pathway.